Messenger RNA from Candida albicans SC5314, 1548 nucleotides. RefSeq lists its product as uncharacterized. NCBI's taxonomy places the organism in Eukaryota, Fungi, Ascomycota, Pichiomycetes, Serinales, Debaryomycetaceae. Gene Ontology annotation, biological process: DNA-templated transcription initiation; RNA polymerase II preinitiation complex assembly. Bases 1 to 1548 code for a protein of 515 amino acids. The record is from RefSeq and is a predicted model, not a curated record. Gene Ontology annotation, cellular component: SLIK (SAGA-like) complex; SAGA complex; transcription factor TFIID complex. The transcript has a single exon. Gene Ontology annotation, molecular function: protein heterodimerization activity; DNA binding; TBP-class protein binding.
AUGGAUUCAUCAGCAGCUUCAUCACAGGAGAAAAGAGUCGGGACAUCUACACCAGAAGCAGAGCUCAAUCCUCAUAGGGCGAAAGCGUUACUUGCAAAAUUUAAGGAGGAAAUGGCUUUAGCCAAAGCAGCAACAGAUCCUCAAGAACGGGAGAAACAUUCAGAACUAGUGGAAAAGAUAAAACGAAUAUUAAUAAGAUAUCAAGAACAACAAAAACAAGCUAAAAAUAAUAGCCCUGCUACCAAGUCAAAUUUGACGAACCAAGAUUCAACUACAAAUACACCUAGUCCAUUGGCCACGAACAACAAUAGCGCCACUAAUGUAAUAGAACCGAAAACAGAGACCCCAGACUCUACACCAAUGGAGCAAAAACCUAUACAAGCCCCUACACCGCAACACCCAAAUAAUGCAUCAACAUCAUCAGCAACAAUGCUGACAACACAAUUCCAACCCCAACCUCAACCUCAACAACAAACGGUCACAGUUGAAAAGUAUAAUCAUGUGAAGAAUACUUUAAAGGAUAUGUGGAAACAAGUCAAGACUUUAGAGGCAUCAUCUAUAAAUGAAACACAAACUAAAAAGGAAGAAAUUGAUCGCAAAAUCACUGAAUUGCGUAAUCAAAUGCAAAAGUACCAUACAGCAGCAUUACGUAUGAAGAGUAAAUUGAUUGAACAAGGGACAAUACCAGCUAACUCAACACCAAUUGGAUCACCAACACCAGUCUCUAAUACGGAUCCAACCCCAAUUGCCAAUACUACAAAUACAUCAAACGUGACACCACCAACAGAGAAAGCGGAGGAAAAUAGUAAACCAAAUGUCAAACCACCAAGCACGACAACUACAACUACAUCUAAGUCGAAACCCAAACCAUUAUCCACUACAGCUACCAACUCAACCACAAAAACAUCUACACCAUCCAAAGGUUCAGGUUCAUCUAAGUCAAACAAUCGUUCAAGUAGUCAGAAUACACCAGGUACAUCAACUUCAGCCUCAGCAACAAAAACAGCAUCAGUAUCAACAGAAAAAGAUGCUCCACUUACUGCGACAACAUCGACCUCAGCUGUGGCACCAGCUGCUGCUACUGUUGCUGCUACAACAGCCCCUACUGCUGCCGCUGCUGCCACAUCUUUAUCAACUGCGUCGGCUAUUACCACAAAAAGCACAGCUGAUCCAAAAGUAACACCAAGUAACAUACCCGACAAUGAUGGCAGAGUGUUGACUAAGAGAAAGUUAGUGGAGAUGAUAAAUAAUAUCAGUAUUGAUCAAGGAGAUGCCAAAAUUCCUAUUGAUAACGAUGUUGAAGAUAUUUUCCUUGAUUUGGCUGACGAGUUUGUGAGAAAUGUGGUACAAUUUUCCGGCCGUUUAGCCAAACAUAGAAAAUUGGAUAGAAUUGACGUAAGAGAUGUGCAAUUAAAUUUAGAAAGAAAUUGGGGGUUGAGAAUUCCUGGAUAUUCUACUGAUGAAAUAAGAGCAGCAAGAAAAUGGCAACCUGAAGGUGAAUACGCUGAAAAUGUGAAGAAAAUUUCCAAAUUAAAUAAAGAUCAAUAG